CCGGCGAUUAUGGGCAGCCGCAAGGAAGCGAUUGCAGCGAGAGGCUGGCAGACAGUAAUCUUUAAAUCUGUAAUGUUCAAAAGGGUUUCUCGUGUCUUGAUUGUUUCUGCUUCUGAUUCAAUCAUUCAAUUGAGAAAGAUUUUUGAGGAAGACAAUAGAGACACACACCGAUUGAAGUCGAUAGGAAUUCAAAUCAACUCUUGCAUGUUGCUGUUGGUGUACAAUCUGGAUGGACCCGAACCGGUCCGACAGGAAAGAUAGGCUCGUAUACUCAAUAUUGAGAUUUGCGGCAGGGUUCUUAGUUCUUACCUUGCCGUAACCUGAGUGUAUUGUCCUUCUACAAGUGGCUUGAUCGUCUCAACGAGAGUGCUGGAUGAUAUAUUUGAUUCGGGUUAAAUUGGGUUUGAUCAGUGCUUCCUGUCUCUGGUUUAUGUAUAGGACUCUUUCCUGCUUGGAAUAAGUUUUAACUAGAUUGUAUAAUGUUGAAAUGCCCAUUCUUGGUUCAUGUUGCAUGUAAUUUUUUUAACAGUGAAGUAGAAUAAGUUUGUUAAUUUGCUUGUUUCGUGUAAAAGUUGGACACAAUAUUGUCAUGAGCAUGUUUAGGACCAGGUUUUUUGGGAGGACACUCUUGGCUGCAGCCAAAUCAGAAGUUUCUGCUGCAGGUGCUGCAGCCAAGUCAGAAUCUUCUGCUGCGGGUGCUGCAGCUGCUGCUUCCGCUAGGACAUCAUACAAUCCUUUGGAGGAGUUCUUUGAGGCAGAUAGAAGUCAUGAUGACGACAAACCGGUUGUUUAUGGUCGCAGUUGGAAGGCUUCUGAAUUGCGUCUCAAGUCUUGGGAUGAUCUUAACAAGCUAUGGUAUGUGCUAUUGAAGGAGAAGAACAUGCUUAUGACUCAAUGUCAAAUGCUUCAUGCACUGAACCUACGAUUUCCAAAUCCAGAACGUCUCCCCAAGGUGAGGAAGUCAAUGUGUCAAAUCAAACAUGUACUCACAGAGAGAGCAAUUGAAGACCCUGAUCCUAGGAGGUCUGCUGAGAUGAAGAGGAUGAUAAAUGCUUUAUGAUGUCUUUGAACUCUCUCUCUUCCCC
Macadamia integrifolia is the source of this 1085-nucleotide messenger RNA. Its product is annotated as 39S ribosomal protein L47, mitochondrial-like. The transcript is spliced from 4 exons. The record is from RefSeq and is a predicted model, not a curated record. Gene Ontology annotation, biological process: mitochondrial translation. Gene Ontology annotation, cellular component: mitochondrial ribosome; mitochondrial large ribosomal subunit. The coding region runs from base 590 to 1060 and encodes 156 amino acids. Gene Ontology annotation, molecular function: structural constituent of ribosome. Lineage: Eukaryota; Viridiplantae; Streptophyta; Magnoliopsida; Proteales; Proteaceae.